Messenger RNA from Oryza sativa Japonica Group (Japanese rice), 695 nucleotides. RefSeq lists its product as uncharacterized. The record is from RefSeq and is a predicted model, not a curated record. NCBI's taxonomy places the organism in Eukaryota, Viridiplantae, Streptophyta, Magnoliopsida, Poales, Poaceae.
GGCAAAGCCGUAAAGUGCAUCAGACUCAUAGUGGAACGGACUAGUGAUUGGUUGGCAGAGCUCGGAAGAUUCGACGACCGAUCAGACGAUGAAGGGGUAUACGGCGCGUUUAGUUGACGAGGAAGUCGAACUCGAGGCCCAUACGGAGGUGGAUGAGCAGCAGCAGCAGGAGGAGGCGCGGAGCGUGCGGUGCGAGUGCUGCGGCAUGGCGGAGGAUUGCACCCCGGGAUACGUCCGCCGCGUCCGGGCGCGCUUCGAGGGGAGGCUGGUCUGCGGGCUGUGCGCGGAGGCCGUGAGCGAGCGGCGGCGGCGCGAGCCGGCGCUGACGGUGGGCGAGGCCGUCGAGUCGCACGCGUCGCUCUGCGACAGGUUCAACCGCACCGUGCGGCUCAACCCCACGCUGUCGCUCGUGCGCUCCAUGCGCGACAUCGCAAGGACCAACUGCCUCAGCCGGCAUCGCUCCGCGCGAGCGGAUGCCUGCGCCGCCGGUGGCGCCUCCAAGCAGAUCGGCAGGGUCGAGAGCUGCACGAUGCCAUACGUUUGACGGUUCGAUCGCCAUUACACCAAUAUUGUUGUACUCAAUUGUAUAGGUUACUGUUGACUGAUGUUGCAUCUAAAUACAGUAUUCCACUAACAGAAUAUGUGUAACUUUGUACAUGACGUAUUCAAUCAGGUUAAAGAAAUUUCGCUGAUUA